GCAAUAUGUAAAAAAACAGGUAAAAGAUCAGUUAGGUCGAGAAAUCGAAGAUGGACAAAGCAAGAGAAGCCUUGACCGUGGGAGAAGAGGACUCGCGUGUUCUCACUAAGCUGGAAGUUCGCCCCCACCGCGCCGGUGAUGACGCCAGUUUCUACGAAGGUUUCGCUCUCCGAGGACUACGUGUCGAAACCAUCAGUCCAGGCUACCUCUCCUGCUCCUUCAAAGUUCCUCCUCGCCUCACCGACAGGAAUGGGAACAUGUCGUUAGGGGCUAUCGCUAAUUUGGUUGAUGAGGUGGGAGGGGCAGCCAUGCAUGCUGACGGCCAUCACAUGAAGGUCUCUGUCGACAUAUCCAUCUCUUUUCUCGCCAACGCUAAGCUUCAUGAUGAACUGGAAAUAACUUCCAGGGUCCUGGGACACAGAGGCAGCUACUACACUGGAACAUACGUGCUCCUGAGAAACAAAACCAGCGGGGAAGUUAUCGCUGAAGGUCGACACUCAUUGUUUGGCAAUCUUAGAAGCAAGAUUUGAUCUCGCUCUUUUGCUGACUUUUAUUUUAACAAAAUGUAUGAGGGAAUAAAGUUCUUCCUGAAUCUUGAUAACUGUUUGUGUACUGUUAUGUUUCAUGGAGUCUUCAAGCUCCAACAUCACACAUAACAAACAGAGGAUUAUAAUUCUAGCUUCAGGGAAAGACGAUUUAGGUGCAGAAAAUGUUUUUCGAUGCAUUGGCUUUUUGAACUUCCUGGGUGUCUCUUUCUUUUUGUUGGUCUUAAUGCUUGAUGAUUAGUGUUUUAUGC
This is a messenger RNA of Dendrobium catenatum, 796 nucleotides long. Its product is annotated as acyl-coenzyme A thioesterase 13. The record is from RefSeq and is a predicted model, not a curated record. Gene Ontology annotation, molecular function: fatty acyl-CoA hydrolase activity. Bases 51 to 530 code for a protein of 159 amino acids. Lineage: Eukaryota; Viridiplantae; Streptophyta; Magnoliopsida; Asparagales; Orchidaceae. The transcript has 3 exons.